CCACAAAAUCCAAAUCAAAAGAUAAUGCGAUUCCACGGCAUACCGAGUCCACGGUUUCAAGAAAAGAGCUUCAAGAAAAUGAGGUUAGCAAUGCCUCCGCACAACAAAAAAAGGAGGUUAGCAACGCCUCCGCACGGGUAAAAAGUUCUGGUGCUAAGAAGACCGUAGCUAGGAAAAAAACUACCACCAAGUAUAGGUCGUGCCUCAGGACAUUUCUAGAGAUGACCGAUAUACCGACCGGAGGUGUUCGGACCCUACAUAUGGAGGUAGGGAUUUUCGGCUUUGAUUACGACCAAAUGAUUGGUAAUGAAGACUUCAUGCAAGUUUUUAGUCAUGAAGAAAUCGGCGUCAACGUUGUCAAUACAUAUAUUAGGUUUUUGUAUGACAAAUUGAUGCGCCCCAAUGGUUUGGACGUGUCAUUCGGAUUCUUAGCACCCGCGACCGUCAACUUAGUUUUAAUCUUAAAUAGACCGGAUACCGUGACGGAGUACGUUCUUCGGAUCCUCAUGGACAAUAAAGAUGCGGAGAAGUUGUUUUUUAUACCGUUUAAUACCGGUGGACAUUGGUUGUUGCUCGCAAUCAAUCCUAUCCGAGAAAUUGUGUAUUAUCUUGACUCGUUAGGAAAUGAUUGGACAACAUACCCGGAUAUGAAGGUCCUAAUUGACACCGUCCUACAAGCUUUUCGGGCCCAACGAGUUAUCCAAACCUCAAGGAGGGCUAUUAAAGAUCAAUGA
Lathyrus oleraceus (garden pea) is the source of this 734-nucleotide messenger RNA. RefSeq lists its product as uncharacterized. Bases 222 to 734 code for a protein of 170 amino acids. The record is from RefSeq and is a predicted model, not a curated record. Lineage: Eukaryota; Viridiplantae; Streptophyta; Magnoliopsida; Fabales; Fabaceae. Gene Ontology annotation, molecular function: cysteine-type peptidase activity. Gene Ontology annotation, biological process: proteolysis. The transcript is spliced from 6 exons.